GUUCAUUUCAUUCACGGCUCUCAUUUCCCAACCCCAACCCCUUCGGUCUCAGACGUCUGCUGUUCUGUCCCCUUCUCCCCAAACCCCUGCCUUCAUUUUCCCGCCUUUUCUCACUGCGAAAGUCACACUCACAGUAAAACCCUAGCGCUCCCUAGAUUGUAACUUUCUCACGGAAGACUACUCUUCUACUGUUGAGAGUCUGGAAAAUUUGCUGAAACGGCUAUGGUCACUUCAGGGGACGUUCAAGAGAUCGUCUCGAAGCUAUCAUCCGAUAAAGCUAAAACUCGAGAAGAAGGGAUUAAGCUGUUGAACACAUGGUUGGAUGGCGAAAGGUCAAUUGGCUUCUGUAGAUAUAUUGGACAGGAAACUGCAAUGCUUAAGCCUAAUGACAUACCUCACUCUGAAACAUGGCCUUUCCUUAUUAAACUGCUCAUUCAAAGUGCAUCAUUUGAGAUAUCUUCAAGCAAGCGGCGAUUGCCAAAGUUGAUUUUUGCUAAAACUUUGCGCAUUGCUGUGCAACGCUCAGAGGAUGCCAAGUUUUCAGGCAAGAAUUUGCUUUUGUCUGUGGUGAAACUGCUUUUCAAUCAUAUCUUGGAUGUCUUAAAGGAUGUUCCCAGCUUUCAGUCCGAGUAUGGGAUUAUUCUCCGGCAUCUUCUGGCAGUGAGAGAUUAUCGGUUUCACAUGAGGAAGCGUGUCUAUUACAGUCUGGUGCUUCUAUACACAGAAAGGGUGCAAACAAGCUUGAGUGGGACAAAUAAUAUUCAUUCUAAUCCCAAAGAGGAUGUGUUCCGUUGCACCUUGACACUCCAUUCUCUUCUUGAAAAUCCUCCUGGGGAUUUUCCAGAUAAUAUACGUGAAGACAUUGUCAGAGGUUUUGUUGGAAUUUUCUCUUGUCUAAGGGAUGAGGGAAAGAUUUCACGUAAGCUAAUUGAGUGCAUUAAUGCUUACUUGUUGAAGGAUGGUCCAAAUUUGGGCUGCCAGUCCUUGGAAAUCCAUGAUGCGCUCAAGCAGUUUGCAUUCAGAUGUUGGAUAUCGACCCAUGACAGGGGGUUAAAGGAUGCUCUUGUUUUAUAUGCUAGGUUGCAACUAAAUUUGAUGAGAGGUGCUGCUGAUGGGAGUGCUUUGGUGGAACAACUUCUGGAAGUUGUUGGCAAAGAGCUAGAUCAGAGUAGUAUUGGCAGUACCAGUCUGACCAGGAGUGACACAACCAAGGAUGAUAAGUGUGGAAAAUUGACAAGCUCACAGUGCGGUUUGCUGGAACUUGCAGCCCUUGUCUUUUAUCGGGCAUGCAUGAAUAUGUCAAAAGCACCAUCGGAUGAAAAAAGAGCGAGAAGGGAGCAUCCUGCUGCCUACCUAAGAGAGCGAUUAUUGAAGGGAAGUUGGAUGUGGAAUGCUGCUUUUUGUUGCCUAACACAUAACUACUGUACUCGGAUCAGUAAGGAUCUUUUGAGCUACUGGUUUGAAGGCAUUUGUGCAAGCUUUGAAAGAAUAAUUAUUGAUGCAAAUGCUGGCCACACUUAUGAUUGUUUGCUGUGGGCUUUGCGGAGCCUGCAUCAACUGUCUUCAGUUCUGCUUGUUCCAGUUUCAAAAAUAGAGAUCUCACUGGGUUCAUCCUUCAGUCCUUAUGAGCUAGACAGAGGUUGGCACACAAUAUGGAGCUGCCUAAGGCGUGGGUUAUCCGUAUUCAGUAAUAUCAGUUCUGUUGCCGAUGCUGCUUUACUGCUUCUUCGAGAUAUAAUUUCUAGCGACUCUGUGAAUGCAUUUACUAUACCUCAAGAUAUAUGGGACCUUCGAUUAUUUAAGCGUUUGCCAUCAGUGUCGAUCUUGUGCUUAAUUUCAUGUUAUUUUUCAAGAAGAGGUUCUCAAGGUGACCUUCGUGACAGUUUACAUCUCAGACAGAAUCUCUUGAGGGCAGUUCUGGCUUUAGUUAACUGGCAGGAUCGCUUGAUGUUGAAUGAGCACAUUGUUUUGUUACUGCCAGCAGCUGUGUAUGCUCUUUGUGAUGGGUGUGUUCCUUUACCACUUGACGAUGGCAAAGGAUUUUCCCAAUAUAAUUCAUCUAUGGAUGUCCUUGAAUCAAUGGAGGAAUGGGUUAAGAGGGAGGAUUGUGAGAAUGGAAAUCUGCAAAAAUUUUUUGAAUGCUCUGUAGAUGUCCUGGCAAAAAUUGAUCAUGGAUCUGGUCCUGAGGUGGUUUCCCAGUCCCAGUACCGUCAGAGUGUACGUCUUCCCCAUCAGUUAAGAGAUUCACUGCUUCGUGAGAUGGAGACCUGUAUUGUUGAAGCUCUAGGAGAUAAAGAAUUUGACAAGAUGCUUCUAUCUGAAAUUUUCUACACCUGUGCUCUCUUAUCUAAUUUCAUGUUUUGUUCUUAUAUAACAAGGGUAAGAGAAGAAGUUUCACCUUUCCUUACUAAAAUAGGGCAGAGCUUAUCAAAACUGCUGGAUUGUGCUGUUUGUGGCAUUGAGAAAAGUUAUAAUGAUGUGAGAAAUAGCGGUUUGAGGUCAAAUUCUAUUUUUGACUGCACAACAGCCACAAUUUCUUCAUUCAAAUGUUUUCUUUCAUCUCCUCUGUUGAACAAAUGGAGAGAUGAAAAUGUUAUCGACAUUAUACUCCAUAGAGAAAUAAGUCAGUCUAUUGAGACGCUCUUGAAAACUUUGGCCAAAUUAUACGAAGAAUGUUCUGGAAGUGGAAUGAAUUUUCAGUCGGACAUGAACCUGCCUGGCUCUUCUGCUCUGAGCACCACUUUUUCAAAAUCUUCAUCGAGUGGCAGUUUAAGUAUGAUUACAGACAUGGAGUUGGAUUUGGAUGAGGAUUCUAAAGAUGCUGAUGUUAGAACAGUCAGCCGUAAACCUUGUGAUGGCAUUUCGGUGGCUGGGACUUGGAAGUUUGACAUGAUAUCACUAAUUGUGCGUUUCUUCCCUGUUUUACCAGUUGUUACAUGGGAGAUAUUGUUUGACCUUAUGGACAAAGAAAAUGAUGGAAGUGUCUUGGAAAACAUUUUGUUAAAUCUGUGCCAACAUCCUUAUUGGUCCUCUUCCAGAGAGUUUACUGACCUGGUUACAUCGAUGAGCAAGAUUAUUGAUUUAAGGGCAAGCCUUAAACUACCGUGUUCUAGUAUCCUAUCUGCUAUUCACAAUUUGUUAGAGAUGUUAAAUUCCGUUGACACUUUCGGGAAGGACAAAAAUGUUACUCCAUCUUUAAAGGAAACAAUGUCUGAGCAGAGCCUAAUUUUUCUUGGAGAUCUAUUAAAUAAAGUUGCAGAAACUGAUCUCUUUGAUUGGUCUGGUCGCUCGAAGCUGAUUGAUUGCAUAUGCAAUUUCAUCUUACUAAGACCACAGCUCGGUCAGGCCAUGAUUGAAAAGCUGCUUGUGAUGCUCCGAGAUCCUGAUUACCGAGUCAGGUUCUGCUUGGCAAGACGGAUUGGCAUUCUUUUCCAGACAUGGGAUGGCCAUUAUGAACUCUUCCAAGAUAUAUGUUCAAAUUUUGGUGCAAAGUUGGUGGUUUUCUCAAGAGAAAAGGUUGUAACUGGCAAAGAGGUCUUAUCUUCUGGUCCCCAGCCUCGUCCUGCAAUGGAAACCAUUAUUGUCACUCUUAUGCAUCUUGCAUUCUUCAGUGAGAAAAUAGAACUGGAGGCUGUUUUUAUGAUGUGUGCAAUUUCUGCAAUUGAUCCUUGUCAGAGGGAAUUGGUUGUAGCAGCACUUGAUAAUCUAUCAGUAAAGCUGCAAUACGCAACUAGGUUAAAGUACUUAGAGGAACUCAUGGGACCGAUUAUUUUCUGUUGGAUUGCUUGUGGCAUAAGCCUAGCUUCACUCAUUGAGAUGAGAGAUGUUUUUGUUUCAAAUAUGGAACCAACAAAUUUUGUGCAGUACUAUUGCCAUUGGCUUCUUCCAGCUCUAGUUUUGCAUGGGGGCAUGUCCGACCUAAACUGGGUUGCUAAGGUGGCCCAUCAACACACAGCACUUCUGGUUAAAAAUUAUUUUGUGCCAAUCUUUUCAGUUUGCAUGGCACUGCAUUGCAGUAAGAAUUCUGGAUGGGAAAAGAGUGGUGUUGUACUUCAAAGUUCAAUUUUGAGCAUUGCUGAGAUAUCUGAGAAUGAAAGAGACAAUCUCAUAAAGAAACAUAUGGUAUCUAUUGUCAGCCACAUUUUGUCUCUUGCUUCUAACCGAUCAGACCCCAUGCUUCCUUGCUUCUCCAAAGAUGCAAUAGUUCAUGCAAUUCAAACCGUUGUUGAUGGAUUCUUGGACAUGGAGGAUUAUUCUAGAAGUUUUGGUGUUGCCGACAAGAUUAACAUCUUCCGCCCUGAUAGAGUUUUUAUGUUCAUCAUGGAAAUGCACUACAAAGUUACAGAAGCAGUUCAUCAUAGGCACAAAUGCCAUCGCUUAGCUGGAAUUGAAGUGCUCGUUAAUAUUCUUGGGCAUAGAGCUGCUCUCUCAAGCACUUUCAAUUAUCUUUUCAACUUGGUGGGGCAAUUUGUUGGUUGUCAUGCAUUACAAGAACAAUGUUGUUAUAUAAUUUCCACUUUGCUCCAAACAUUUAGAAGCAAUCCAUCUAAGGAGACAGCUCGUGUUCUUGGUGAACAACUUCAGUUUUUGGUAUCAAAGUUGGUUGGAUGUGUUCCUUCAGGAUCUAAUAGUGAUCUUUCUGUCCCUCAAUCAUCCCAUGUGUUGUCAUUGCUCAAUCAACUUACCAUUGAUUCUGACCCAUUGCUGUAUGAGUACAUAAGAGAAUUGGAGCCUUUUCCUAAAAUAGAUGUGCUUGACGGGAUACAGAAAUUUCACCAGCAACUAUGCCGAGACUUCUCACCAAAGGAACACUUAGUGAAGUUUGUGAAGAGAUCUUGCUAUCUGCCACCAAGAUUACUGCUAUGCAGUCUCAAAGCAUUGCAUGAGAAAUUCGUCAUGGGGGAAAUUUUUCAGAGAGAAGGCAAUGCAGAAGAUAUUGAUGGAGAUAGUUACUGGUUUUGUGACAGUCAAAUUGCCCAGGCAGUUUGGGCACUAGUCCCCAUGUGUGGUUUGGACGAUGGAAAUGGUUUUAGUUUGUUGUUGUCUGAUUUUAUAUCAAGGGUUGGUAUUGGGGAUCCGCAUAGUGUUGUUUUCCGUCUUCCUGGAGAGUCUGGUCAAACACAUGUUUGCCGAUCUCUCAAUCCUGAUAACGCUACAGAAUUCACUGUCCGUAUGGAGACGGGCAUAUCUGAAGCACUUCUAAUUUCUCUUGUGCGACUUCUGAAGAAGUAUCUUAUGGAUGAUUGUGUUAAGAUAAUUGAUAUGACAUCACAAACCAUGCGGGGGAUACUCUCAACCGAGAAGGGCCAGAGAGCUUUGCUAUCGUUUGACUCAUGUGAGAGGUCUCUCAUUGAGGUCCAUUGCAAGGGUGUUAAUAUGGAUCUAGUGCACAACUUUCUAGUUGAUCAAGAGAGAAAAUUUGAUGCGGAAGCUAUUUCACUGGAGAAGUCUACUGCAUGGAGGACUGAUGGAAAAAAUUUUGAGACAUGGAUUUCUCCACUUGUUUAUGUUCUGAUUGGUUAUUGUGAGGAUAUGAUUUUGAGAUUAUGCCAAGAUAUUGUAUUGGUGAAACCUGAAGUUGCAGAGCUUCUCUUACCAGAUGUUGUCCUGAAUCUAGCUGGAAGGAAAAAUUUGGACAUUAACUUUUGCAAAAUAAUCUCUUUGCAGGUGCAGGAGAAUAUUUUGACAGAAUCCAAUAAGUUGAGGAAAUCAAUUCAGGUCGUUUUGGACACACUUAACAAACUCCGACUGUGUCAUGUCAUGGAAAGAAGUGCUUGUUUAGUCUCAAGCAGACGAGAUGCUCUAACGCAUAGUAAGCCAUCAAGCUAUGGGUCAAAAUCGCGUUCAUCUGGCAAGCUAAAAGAAUUGACUGCUGCUUUAACGCCGGCUGCAAUUGUUACAUCCACGUCACUAUGGGACAAGGUAUAUUGGCUUUCAAUUGAUUAUCUUCUCGUUGCCAAGUCAGCAAUUAGUUGUGGUGCUUAUUUUACUGCGGUUCUUUAUGUUGAGCACUGGUGUGAGGAGCAUUUUAACAGACUCACUUUGGGUAACCCGGAUUUCUCCCAUAUCAAUAUGCUUCCACACCACAUUGAAAUAUUGGUCUCUGCGGUCACUCAAAUCAAUGAACUAGACAGCCUUUACGGGAUUAUCCAGUCUCACAAGUUAACAUCUCAAAUUGUAACUCUUGAACAUGAGGGAAAUUGGAGUAAAGCUUUGGAGUAUUAUGACUUACAAGUUAGGUCUGAAGCAGAGAUACCAAUGGAUGGCUUGCAAAAAAUGUUCCCUGGCUGUUCACAACCAACAGUUAAUCUGUCCUCUUCCAACUUGGAAGAUGAGAUAAGACAAAAAAGGAAACCAUAUAAAGGGCUGAUUAGAUCCUUGCAGCAAAUGGGCUGCACUCAUGUGUUGGAUCUGUAUUGCCAAGGUUUAACUUCUCGGAAAGGCCAGUUUGAACAUGAUUUAGAAUUCUCUGAACUCCAGUAUGAAGCUGCUUGGCAUGCUGGAAACUGGGAUUUUUCUUUGCUAUGCAUGAGCAAUGAUUCUCCCUGUUUAACUCAAGACGCAAGAAGUGAUCAUUUCAAUGAACAUUUAUACAGCUGUUUGAAAGCAUUGCAAGAGGGGGAUCUCAUUGAAUUUUAUUCAAGAUUGAGGGAUUCAAAGCAGGAACUCGUGUUGUCCAUCCAUUAUGCAAGCAAGGAGAGCACUGAAUACAUUUACUCAGCUAUAAUUAAGCUUCAGAUUCUUUAUCACCUUGGCAUGUCAUGGGAUUUGCGCUGGAAAACUUCUUUUUCUGAAAAUAUGAAAUCUUACAAUGAGAUGCAUAAAUUUUUAUCUGAACCUGUUAUCCCUACUGUUGAUCAGUUGUCAUGGCUAAAUAGAGAUUGGAGCUGCAUAUUGAAACGGGCACAACUACACAUGAAUUUCUUAGAACCAUUCAUAGCAUUCAGAAGAGUCCUGCUUCAAAUUUUAAGUUGUAGAGACUCCACAGUGCAGCAUCUUUUAGAUUCUGCUUCUACUCUUCGCAAGGGCUCUAGAUUUUCUCAGGCUGCUGCUGCAUUGCAUGAGUUCAAGUUCCUUUGUGCUGGAGCAGCAGAAAGAAAUACAGAGUUAUAUUGGGUUGGAAGGCUUGAAGAAGCUAAGCUUUUGCGAGCACAAGGUCAGCAUGAGAUGGCUGUCAACCUUGCAAAGUACAUUUCACAAAAUUACCAAUCUAAUGAAGUCAUAUCAGAUGUAUAUCGCUUAGUUGGGAAGUGGCUGGCAGAAACUCGAUCUAGCAGCUCUAGAACUAUUUUGGAGAAGUAUCUGAAGCAGGCAGUUAUACUGGCCGAGGAUCGCAAGGAUACAAGCAAAAAAUCUAUUAAAAGACAAAGCCAAACUCAUUUCCAUCUUGCACAUUAUGCUGAUGCUCUGUUUAGAAGUUAUGAAGAGAGACUUAACUCUAAUGAAUGGCAAGCGGCAAUGAGAUUAAGAAAACACAAGACAAAGGAAUUGGAAGCACUAAUUAAGCGAUUAAAAAGUUCGUCGAAGGGGGAGAAGACUGACUAUUCCAUAAAAAUACAAGAGUUGCAAAAGCAGCUUGCAAUGGACAAAGAAGAGGCUGAAAAAUUGCAGGGUGACAGGGAUAAUUUCCUCAGUGUUGCACUUGAGGGGUAUAAACGUUGUCUGGUCAUUGGUGACACAUAUGAUGUUCAAGUGGUAUUUCGACUUGUUUCCCUGUGGUUCAGUCUCUCGUCUAGGCAAAUAGUUGUAAAUGGCAUGCUUAACACAAUAGAAGAGGUUCAAUCUUAUAAAUUUAUACCACUAGUCUACCAAAUUGCUUCAAGAAUGGGCUCUAAAGAUUGUCAGGGGCCUCAUAGCUUCCAGUUGGCUUUGGUUUCUCUUGUGAAGAAAAUGGCAAUUGACCAUCCAUACCAUACAAUCCUUCAGCUCCUAGCUCUAGCACAUGGUGAUCGGAUCAAGGAUAAGCAGCGUAGUAGAAACUCAUUUGUGGUGGAUAUGGAUAAAAAGCUUGCAGCAGAACACCUUUUAGAAGAACUGUCUUCAUAUCAUGGAGCCAUUAUAAGACAGAUGAAACAAAUGGUGGAGAUCUACAUCAAACUUGCUGAACUAGAAACAAGAAAAGAGGAUAUGAAUAAAAAGGUUAAUCUGCCAAGAGAAAUCCGCAGUGUUCGUCAACUUGAACUUGUACCUGUGGUCACAUCUACUUUUCCAGUCGACCGUAGUUGUCAAUAUCCUGAAGGCUCCUUUCCACACUUCAAAGGUUUAGCAGAAUCAGUAAUGGUGAUGAAUGGUAUAAAUGCUCCAAAAGUGGUUGAAUGCCUAGGUUCUGACGGUAAUAGAUAUCGGCAAUUAGCAAAAUCAGGAAAUGAUGACCUGAGACAAGACGCUGUAAUGGAACAAUUUUUUGGUUUAGUUAACACUUUUUUACGCAAUCAUCGAGAUGCUUGGAAAAGGAGAUUAGGAAUACGUACCUACAAGGUUGUUCCUUUUACUCCAAGUGCUGGUGUUCUUGAAUGGGUGAAUGGAACUUUUCCUCUUGGUGAAUACCUUAUAGGAAGCACAAGGAAUGGAGGUGCCCAUGGGCGCUAUGGAGUAGGAGACUGGACAUUUCUUAAAUGCCGGGAGCACAUGAUGAAAGAACACAACAAGAGAAAGACUUUCCAGGAAGUCUGUCAGAAUUUUAGGCCUGUCAUGCACUACUUUUUCUUGGAGAGAUUUUUACAUCCUGCUGACUGGUUUGAGAAGAGACUUGCUUAUACUCGGAGUGUGGCAGCUAGUUCAAUGUACCCAAUCCCUCAUAAGGACUCACCAAGCAUUAACAACUUGUCAAUGGGAUUUUCAGUACUGAAGGUUUACUUUGAAGUUCAGGUAGGUUACAUUGUUGGACUUGGAGACCGACACUCCAUGAACAUUCUAAUUGAUCAAGCGACAGCUGAAGUUGUUCAUAUAGAUCUUGGUGUUGCUUUUGAACAAGGAUUGAUGCUCAAAACACCUGAGCGGGUUCCCUUCAGACUCACAAGAGACAUUGUAGAUGGUAUGGGUGUUACUGGUGUGGAAGGGGUUUUCAGAAGAUGUUGUGAGGAAACAAUCUCUGUUAUGCGGACUAACAAAGAAGCACUUCUAACAAUUGUUGAGGUUUUUAUCCAUGAUCCUUUAUAUAAGUGGGCUUUGUCUCCUUUGAAGGCUUUGCAACGUCAAAAGGAAACUGAUGAUGAUCUGGAGACAAGCUUAGAUGAUUCAGAAGAAUAUGAAGGGAACAAGGAUGCUGCACGCGCCCUGAUGCGAGUUAAGCAAAAGCUUGAUGGGUAUGAAGAAGGUGAAAUGAGAAGUGUGCAUGGGCAGGUUCAGCAACUGAUACAAGAUGCUAUUGAUUCUGAUCGCUUAUGUCAAAUGUUUCCUGGAUGGGCAGCUUGGUUGUGAAGUGCAAAUUCACUGCAGAAGCUUAUUCUGAGUUUCUUUUUUUUUUUUUUUUUUGGGGGGGGGGGGGGGGGUUCUUCCUGAUCUGAUCUGAUCUUCUCUACUGAGCUAAAAGCGUCAUGGUUUAGGUAAAAAACCAAAUCCUUGGUUGCCAAGAAAUUACUUUGUAGCACUGUAUAUAUAAUACCAAUCCCAUCCCAAACCUACCCUCUGGACAGAAACGUUAGACUGAUUAAUCUUGUAACCAUUAAUUAGUUUCUUAUUUAUUUUUAAUAUUUUGUCUCUACUCUCUAGCAAGAUAAACACAUGUUUUAUCUAACAAAACAAAAUGGAUGGGUUCAAAAAUGAAUAAAUAAAUGAUAGGGCUUGAAAUAAUACAAAUAAGGAUAAAUUAUAUACACACUUAAAGUGGUUUAAAACAUUUUUAAAAAGAAGAAACCUAACCCCUCUUGGCCAUUUAUGGCGUCAGCCCACUCACUUCCAUUCAACAAAACCCCCCUCCUUUCUCGUUUUGGACAACCAACAAUGGGUUCCAAUGAACCCAUUCGCCAGUGGGCCAACUAGUACUAUUGUCAUUAGCAAUAAUGUUCUUAUUUUUAGUUAAAUUUAUAUUUAAGCUAAUUUAGUUAGUUUUUUAGUAAAAAUUAAACCAUGUGAGUGUAAAAUUAGCUUAAUCAUGGUCAUAGGGAAAUUUAUCCUUUUUUAUGGAUGAUAUUUUUACAAAAGUAGCAUAUUUGUAAUUAUGGUUCCAACUUCUAUUUCAGCCUAAUUAACACCCUAACGUUGUUCUGGGUCAGUUCCAAUUGGUUUCAAUAUACC
Messenger RNA from Diospyros lotus (date-plum), 10236 nucleotides. RefSeq names its product serine/threonine-protein kinase ATM. The coding region runs from base 223 to 9420 and encodes 3065 amino acids. The transcript is spliced from 79 exons. Gene Ontology annotation, molecular function: protein serine/threonine kinase activity; protein binding. The record is from RefSeq and is a predicted model, not a curated record. Lineage: Eukaryota; Viridiplantae; Streptophyta; Magnoliopsida; Ericales; Ebenaceae. Gene Ontology annotation, biological process: DNA repair.